UGACACACCAAGAGACGGCGAAGGAUCUUCCAACACCGCGAGGAUAAAAUAUGACAUCGACGACACCCACAAACCCACCGCCUACCGGCUCUUUUGGUGCCGGAAGCCGAACACGCUCACGUAGCGCCUCGCGCACACGCAUUCCUUCACGGCCCACCACCCCUCUUCGUCCUUCGUCUCGAUCCUCACUUCGCAAUAGCCAAAACGCUUCACAGGCACUGUACUCCAAUCCGCUGGACGCCCUGGAACCGCAAUUUGCCGAGUUCAGCGAUGGCAUGGCAGAUCUGGAGGCAAACUUUAUGCAUUUACAGCUCAUGCACGAGAGUUUGGCCAGGUUCAGCGAAAGCUUCGCCAGCUUCCUAUAUGGCCUGAAUAUGAACGCAUUCUGCGUUGACUUCGUGGAGGGACCCGUCAAAGAGAGCUUCGAAAGAGCGGCAAGGGGCGCGUUUGCCUCGGGAACGCCCGCGAGCGGGAUUACGGGACUUGGUGGCGGAAGAGACGAUGUCGAUGCAACUUUCCUGACCACGGACACGAGUUUCGUAGAGAACCCGCCUACAAGCUCAAAAGCUUCGAGCAAAUUCUCGACCCCGGCACCGGCGACACGAGGUGCCAGAGGAUCUACCAGAGGAGGCACGACGGCGGGAACUAGAGGCCGCGGACUCCCAAGGGCAAGCGGGAUAGCGAGAGGCAUAUCGCGAGGAAGAGCCCGAGGUGGUUCCACCCGCUGAAACCCACGUGAGCGAGGCCGUCGUCUCACAGGACUCGGAAACGUAGAACAAUCGUGUUGCAUGAAAUGAUACCCUAGCAUGAAAGAGUGGAGAUGAUGCGAGAGAUUUUCAACCUCGUUUUCAUAAGCAAGUACUCCUACGGUACCCCCCGCCCACUUCUCGUCGCCUUUGCCAGUUCGCUUUGGGCCUCAUCGUUCGCAUAUCUUUCGUAAAUCGGCAGAUAGUGCUCCCUAUCACUCAGAGUCUGAACCAUGCUCCUUCGCUCGCUGAUAUUCUUCAGCCAAAACCUCCAUCUCCGCCAUAUCUCUUCGUCCUUGCCGCCUUGCCCCUCUUCGGGAAUCCCAAGUCCACCUUUGAAGUGGUCGAAGACCCAUAGACGGACAGCCCAUGGCGCCAGCAUGAAGUCCGUUAAGCUUGGAUCGGAGCCGAAGAAGUAAGGGCCGACAGGAUCCAUGGCUUGUGUGAACUGCCUCAGGUGACUGAGCAGCUCUUGACGCUUAGAGGAGAGACUCUCGGUGUCGGACAUGGGCUGAUGUUGCAGAAAGCGGUGGAAAGAUGGUAUAAUUCUGCCUGCACCUGACUGUUAGUAUACAACUUUCAAAGCAAGAGUGAUGAACCCAACAUACUUCCCACGAAGUCACCCCAGAUCCUACCCUUUGCCCUCUCAUAAAUAUCGCUUCUCCUCAAGGAGUUCCCCAAGUCAGGGUACCUAUCCUCCAGGAAUUCCAUCACGACCCAACUCUCAUACAGCGGUUUUCCGUCAAUCUCCAGCGUCGGUACGAGCCCGCGCGGAUUGAUUUUGAGGAGCGAGUCUGGCUUAUUGUACGGGUUAACUUCAACAUACUGAUACGGGAUCUGUUUCUCUUCGAGGACUGCCCAGACACGCUGAACGAACGGACAAAACCAGCCCGAGUAUAGUACUAGAGGCUUAGGAGACGAAUGGGCAGCGACAAGUGCGGACGCCGCACCAGUGGCCACGGGGUGCAGGUUAGAAUCCGGAUGCGAUUGUCGAGACAUUGUAAUUGCAUCUAAGGAGAAAAGAAACAGAAGAAUUGAUCCAACCAAUACUCUAAAUAUGAAAAAUCUACUAGCAAGCUAUAUUUUUGUUUCCUUUCGGAGACAGCAUUCCUCACUGCUGGACGGCAUGACGCGAGCGGGG
Molecule: messenger RNA, 1887 nt
Organism: Verruconis gallopava
Lineage: Eukaryota; Fungi; Ascomycota; Dothideomycetes; Venturiales; Sympoventuriaceae
Exons: 2
Coding region: 51-728 (225 amino acids)
Biological process (GO): mitotic sister chromatid biorientation
Cellular component (GO): mitotic spindle pole body; DASH complex; mitotic spindle polar microtubule
Source: RefSeq, a predicted model, not a curated record